Molecule: messenger RNA, 1339 nt
Organism: Cyprinodon tularosa
Lineage: Eukaryota; Metazoa; Chordata; Actinopteri; Cyprinodontiformes; Cyprinodontidae
Gene: cunh8orf33
Product: chromosome unknown C8orf33 homolog
Exons: 5
Coding region: 1-921 (306 amino acids)
Source: RefSeq, a predicted model, not a curated record
AUGAGCGAAGAAAGGCUGCUCUGUAUAGAUAUUAGAGACUCAAAGAUCUCCACAGUUGCUGAAGGUGGAGAGAUAAAUCCUCUCUGGAGUCGCAGUGACAACUCCUUCAGAUUUAACUUUUUCACAGGCGGUGCUCCACCACCUCCGGAUAAAACCUCUGUAGCAGACCACAGCCAGCCCCCCUCCGCAUCACUAUCUUUUACAGGGCAGGGGUCUACUUUUGCUUUCAACUUUCAAAUCCCAUCUGCAGAAGAUAUGGACACAAAAGAGACUACAAACCCAUCAUCCCCCAGCAACCCACAGUGUAUCCAAGAGGAAGAGCCUUCCCAUUUACAAGGGGUAGGAUCUGCAGGUGGAGAGCAAUGCAAAACGAAGAAAAAGAAGAAGAAAUCUGGCAAGAAGAAACCGUCUGAUGCCGAAACACAACAGAAACCAACAGAAGGGAGUCAGAGGGAGGAGGAGCUGAGCCCAGAGGAGGAGCUGAACAGGCAGCUGGACUGGUGUAUCGAACAGCUGGAGCUAGGAAUACGGUCUCAGAAGGGAACUCCAAAACAAAAAGAGGAGGCCUCUCGAGCCUUGAAGACACUGCGUAGCUCUAAAGCUCCUCUGGUCAAGAAGCGGCAGUUGAUGAGAGCCAUGACUGGAGAUUACAGAAAGAAAAUGGAGGAAGAGAAGAACAAGCAGUUCAAGCUCAUUCAAAGUGAAACUGCAUCAGCUCAGGUUAAAGUAGUGUCGGAUGCCCCAAAGAAAUCAGUUUUUCACCGUCGCGCUGAGGGGAAAUCUGCUCCUGGAGCCUCAGAGGAUCAGCAGCAGCAGACGGAUCCCCAGGGGGCCGAGAAGCCGAAGCUGCAAACUCAGGAGGAGAAGGCAGCCUUUGUCAUUGUUCCAUCGAAAGAGGAGUUCCAAUUCAAUUUCUUCUGAUGUUUCUGUGCGGAAAGUCUACAAUUUUUCCAUAAAAUCUAACUGAAAAAAAAAGUGCAACUUCCUCUGGAUGUGUACCUGUUUGGAUGAAGCAUCUGGAAAUGACCUUAAUCCACAACACCUCCGUUGCUGUAUUGAAAGUACCUCUAAAUAAACAAAAAACACACCUGAAAUAUUUGCUCAUUUCUAACCAGAUCAGUAUCAGAGUUGCCUUGGCCAACAUGAAUGAAUUAAACUUGAUGACUGGAUAUUUUUUUAUAAAACUUUUUUACUCAACACGGAUAGUAAAUAUUUGUGUUAACCAGAUAAGAUUUACAAAACCUCUUCACAUGUUAUUUCUCUGGAAUGUAUUAUUUUUACAGAAAGUUUUAAUUUACUAUAAUUGCAAAAUACAGUAAAGAUGCGAAGCUGUAUCAUA